Stomoxys calcitrans (stable fly) is the source of this 1674-nucleotide messenger RNA. RefSeq lists its product as uncharacterized. The record is from RefSeq and is a predicted model, not a curated record. Bases 71 to 817 code for a protein of 248 amino acids. Lineage: Eukaryota; Metazoa; Arthropoda; Insecta; Diptera; Muscidae. The transcript is spliced from 2 exons.
UUUUUCUAAAUAAUUAUACUAAAACCUUUGACAGCAACAUCACAAAGAAGUGUUUGCAUGACCUUCGGAUAUGAACAAUGAAAAAUAUACAACUAAUUAUAAUGAAAAACAGGAGAAUACAAAUUUACAAAAGUUUUACCAAGAACCAAUUAAUGAUGGAUUAUCAACUACAAACAAUAAUGCCCUAUGUACACCGUUAAGAAACGUAUGCUAUGGUAUUAAUCAACGUUCUGUAUCAACUGCUGUUACACCAUCUUUGUCAGUAUCAGCUACAGACGACCAAUUUACAGUGUGGCACAAUAUUGGUGAGGAUGAAAUCACUACAGUUUAUGCAAAAAACAAUGUAGCCUAUGCAACUGUUAUACAAGUCCAACAACAAGGUGCCUCUACAAAUUCCCCCGCUUUCAUUAAUGAUAUAAAGAGACAAACUCUUGAGAGAAUUAAUACGAAUUGUCAUCACAAAAUAAUGGCUUGCCAUAGCGAGGAGGCAUUGAUAUACGCUGAGAAAAGUAUCUGUGAUAUUUUGUGCACUUUGGUAACUAAAAAGAAUAAAAUGAAGUCCAUAUGUGAGGCUGUAGACAAAACCACAUUGGAAAUUAAACCAACAACCGUCACAAAGAUGAAUCCAAGUUGCCAUGACAACAAAGCGGGUACUUUGCAAAGAAUUCGUAGUAGUUGCAGCCAGAAAAUUAUGUCGUGUAAUGAUGAACUGUCACUUGUAUAUGCAGAGAAAAGUAUUUGUAAUAUUUUAUGUACUCUGAUAAUUCAUCCAGAAAAGGUGGAAGCUAUAAGUGAAGCCAUUGAUAAAGUUAAUUAAUGUACGUAAUCGAGUCAUAUGUUCUUCAUUAUAAAAAACAUAAAUAAAACAUAUUAGAUGUACUGAAUAAAAACCUAUUGGGUUGCCCAAAAAGUAAUUGCGGAUUUUUUAAAAGAAGGUAAAUGCAUUUUUAAUGAAGCUUAGAAUGAACUUUAAUCAAAUAUACUUUUUUUACACUUUUUUUCUAAAGCAAGCUAAAAGUAACAGCUGAUAACUGACAGAAGAAAGAAUGCAAUUACAGAGUCACAAGCUGUGAAAAAAUUUGUCAACGCCGACUAUAUGAAAAAUCCGCAAUUAAGCACAAGUUAAUUUUUGUCCAAUUUUAAGGACCAAAAAUGUGAAUAUAUUAUAAUUAUUGUUUUAUUUUAUGAAAUAAAUACCUCGAUGUCCUAUUUUUAGCAUAGUUCCUUGAAAAUAGACUAAAAUUUGUUAUUUACGUUAGGUAAAUUGCUGCAGCCAAAAACUCGCACAUUUCUUGUUGAGUAGAAUUAAUCACUCCAAAAAAAUGCGAAACUCGAUCGUAAUAAAUGGAUUGCGGAUGCGAGAAUAAGGCCCCUAUGUUGUAUUGCACACCUUUUUCAAUUAAUAACUCAACGUUUGAUAUUGAAUGAAACUGGCCAAAUGUCAAACUUUAUACCAAUUUUUAUUUCAUAAUCGAGCCACAAGCAUAACCAUGACCUGCAAUAAGAAUAAAAGAUAUGCGUAUUUUUUUUAUAAAAAUGUUAAAAUCUUUAUUUUUCUUCAAACUAUUUUUUUUACUUAAUAGUUUCUUUUCUAUUUCUUUAAAGAUAUAUAUAUAUAUAUAUGCGGUUGCACAUAAAGUAUUUAUCAUUUCAUUAAUAUUAUUAACAUUUACA